Messenger RNA from Protopolystoma xenopodis, 330 nucleotides. The record is from the annotation of a GenBank genome assembly. NCBI's taxonomy places the organism in Eukaryota, Metazoa, Platyhelminthes, Monogenea, Polystomatidea, Polystomatidae.
AUGAUAAAACCAAAUACUCAAUUGGGACGACUUUCUGCUUUCCAGACUUCUCGCUCAUGGGCAGAGCAAGAUCCAUGCAUAGGCCGGCACGAAGGUUGGUGCAAUCGCAGUGUGAAGGACAAAAUAGGAGAUUAUUGCUGGUGGUACUUCAGCCUCCCCUGGCCAGGUGGCAAGCCCACCGUGCAUGCAGAGCUCAGGCAGACGACACAGCAAGAAGUUUGCCGAUUGGACUCCAGUUUCAGCGGAGCCAGUUAUCAUCUGAUUGUUGCAUACAGGCAGCGUAUAGCCGGUGCCGCCAGUCAGUAUAAAGUUUUAAAUAUAUACACAUAA